UGUGCAUUUCUCUCUCUGUGAAACAGUGUGCAUUUCUCUCUCUCUCUGAGUCAGUAUGUGCACCUCUCUCUCUCUCUGAGUCAGAAUGUGUGCAUUUCUCUCUCUCUCUGAGAUUGAGUGUGUGCAUUUCUCUUUCUGAGACUCUGUCUAUCUGAGAGAGAGUGUGUGUGAUUUUCUUUCUCACGGACCCACUGUACUCGGUGUGGAUCUCUCUACAUUGGGGAAACCAAGCAGAGGCUUGGGGACCGCUUUGCAGAACACCUCCGCUCGGUUCGCAACAAACAACUGCUCCUCCCAGUCGCAAACCAUUUCCACUCCCCCCUCCCAUUCAUCAGAUGACAUGUGCAUCAUGGGCCUCCUGCAGUGCCACAAUGAUGCCACCCGAAGGUUGCAGGAACAGCAACUCAUAUUCCGCUUGGGAACCCUGCAGCCCAAUGGUAUCAAUGUGGAUUUCACAAGCUUCAAAAUCCCCCCUGCCCCACUGCAUCCCAAAACCAGCCCAGCUCAUCCCCUCCCCCGACUGCAUCACAAAACCAGCCCAGCUCGUCCCUGCCCCCCAACCUGUUCUUCCUCUCACCUAUUCCCUCCUCCCACCUCAAGCCGCACCUCCAUUUCCUACCUACUAACCUCAUCCCACCUCCUUGACCUGUCCGUCCUCCCCAGACUGACCUAUCCCCUUCCCACCUCCCCAACUAUACUCUCCUCUCCACCUAUCUUCUCCUCUAUCCUUCUUCGGUCCGCCUCCCCCUCUCUCCCUAUUUAUUUCAGAACCCUCUCCCCAUCCCCCUCUUUGAUGAAGGAUCUAGGCCCGAAACAUCAGCUUUUGUGCUCCUGAGAUGCUGCUGGGCCUGCUGUGUCCAUCCAGCUCCACACUUUGUUAUCUUGGAUUCUCCAGCAUCUGCAGUUCCCAAUAUCUCUGCACUUCUCUCUCUCUCUCUCUGUCUCUCUCUCUGAGAUUGAGUGUGUGCAUUCCUCUCUCUCUCUGAGAGACAGUGUGUGCAUUCCUCUCUCUCUGAGAGGCAGUGUGUGCAUUUCUCUCUCUCUCUCUCUCUCUGUGAAACAGUUUGUGUGCAUUCCUGUCUCUGUUUGAGAAACUGUGUGUGCAUUUCUCUCUCUCUCUCUGAGGGACUGUGUGCAUUUCUCUCUCUCUCUGAGAGUCAGUGUGUGCAUUUCUCUCUCUCUCUCUCUCUCUCUGUGAAACAGUUUGUGUGCAUUCCUGUCUCUGUUUGAGAAACUGUGUGUGCAUUUCUCUCUCGCUCUGAGAGACAGUGUGUGCAUUUCUCUCUCUCUCUCUCUCUGUGAAACAGUUUGUGUGCAUUCCUGUCUCUGUUUGAGAAACUGUGUGUGCAUUUCUCUCUCUCUCUGAGGGACUGUGUGCAUUUCUUUCUCUCUCUCUCUCUGAGAGACAGUGUGUGCAUUUCUCUCCCUCUCUCUGCCUGUGUGAGUCAGUGUAUUGUGUUUGGAGUUGAGAGCCUGAGGGGAGGAGGAGGAAGAGGAGGAGGAUUAGGUUAGCCAGCUCAUGAAUGGUACCACGUCACAGGCUCCCACAGUUCACAGCAGAAUGAAGAAGCAAUGGCAGCUCAGACAGGAAGGACAGCCGGGAGCAGGGAGCCAGGAGGACCCUGGGAAAGUCGCCUCACCCGCUUGCACCCUGAGCAGCUCGGUCUGGGCGACCAUCGAAGAGGUUUCUGCCUUGUCAGAGAGUGAUGAUUCCCAGGAGUCGUCCGACAGUGUGUCCUCAUCGCAGAAAUCCAGGGAGAUCCAAUCCCGGCGAUCAUCUUACAGGAAAAUCCUCAGUGAGUUGUCGGCGGGAGACACGGCGAAGGGCGAAGGGAGGGGAAACGGAGAGGCUGGAUCCGGCGGAAACUCCCUCACCACAGUGACGGUGCCCGCUCCCGUCUACCAGACCAGCACCGGCCAGUACAGUAAGUCACGGGGCAAGCGGGCGCGUUCCCCACACCAACCUCCCCCUGGGGUAGUGGGGGAGGAGAGGGGGGAGGUUGGGGCAGAUAGGACGGGAUCAGCCCCAUUCACGCCUCGAACCAUUCCACAGGACCCGCUCUGGGCUUGUGUUCCUGUCCUGGUGGCUGCAUUGGAUCUUCCCAUUACCACCUUCUGUGUGUGUGUGUGUGUGAUCUUACUGUACCCGUUCAGUGUGUGUAUGUGUGUGCAGGUGUGUGUGUGAGAUCACACUGUACCCGUUCACUCUGUGUAUGUGUGUGUGUGUUUGUGGGAUCAUCCCGUUCCAGUCAUCAAUGUGUAUUGUGGGAUCUUCCUGUUCUCCAUUCAGUGUGUGCAUUGUGGGAUCUUCCCAUUCUGAUCCUGCCUGGGUAUGUGUGUGUGUGUGAGAUCGUACUGUACCCGUUCACUCUGUGUGUGUGUGUGUGUGUGUGUGUGGGCGUGUGCGUGUCUGUGGGAUCUUCCCAUUCCCAUAGACAGAGCGCAUGAACAGACCCUUCAGCCCACGGUCUCUGUCUGGGCUACCAUGAUGCCAUUCCAAACUAAUCCCACCUGCCUCUAUUCCCUCCUUGUUCCCCUGUCUCUCCAAAUGUUCUUCCUGUCUCCAUGCUCAAAGUGCCACUGACAUUCCAAAUCUGUAUAUCCCAUAGUGAGCCAAACCUCUACCUGUGCUCAGUCAUGAGGUCCGCUGCCUCACACGCCAGGGACCCGGGUUCAAUCCAGCCCACGGGCAACUGUAUGUCUGUCUGUCUGUCUGUCCGUCCGUGUGGAGUUUGCACGUUCUGUCCCGCUCAAUGUCUGCAUGGAUUUCCCCCGGGUGAUCCCAUUUCCUCCCACAGUCCAAAGGUGUGCGGGUUAGGGUGGGGUUGGCCAUGGGAAAUUGUCCCGUAGUGGGUUAGGGUGGGAUUGGCCGUGGGAAAUUGUGCCGUAGUGCCCAGGGAUGUGCAGGUUAGGGUGGGAUUGGCCGUGGGAAAUUGUCCCGUAGUGCCCAGGGAUGUG
Stegostoma tigrinum is the source of this 2958-nucleotide messenger RNA. RefSeq lists its product as uncharacterized. The transcript is spliced from 3 exons. Bases 1520 to 2185 code for a protein of 221 amino acids. Gene Ontology annotation, molecular function: DNA-binding transcription factor activity, RNA polymerase II-specific; RNA polymerase II cis-regulatory region sequence-specific DNA binding; protein binding. Gene Ontology annotation, cellular component: ATF4-CREB1 transcription factor complex; nucleus. Gene Ontology annotation, biological process: regulation of transcription by RNA polymerase II. The record is from RefSeq and is a predicted model, not a curated record. NCBI's taxonomy places the organism in Eukaryota, Metazoa, Chordata, Chondrichthyes, Orectolobiformes, Stegostomatidae.